AUGGAAUGCACAAUUUUGAAUGAUGAAUCAUUCAACGAUUUUAUUGACGAUGAUUUUGAUAUAAAAUCAUUUUCAGCUAAUAUUCUACAAACUAAACUUGUUGCGGAUUAUUUACAACAUUUAAAUGAACUUAUAAGAACGCUUGAUGGUGAAAUAAAACAGCAAGUAUCAUCAAAUGCACCAGUUCUAUUUCGACAAGCAUCAUCCAUCGGCACAAUUGAAGAUGUUUUAGAAAAUAUGCAGUCGCGCAUUGGAUCAUUGAAAUCAACUGUUGACAGAAUAUCUACAAAAGUGACUGAACCAUAUAAUAAAAUAUUAGUUCGAAAAUAUCAAUUAACUCGCCUUCAGAAUACAUGUGAUCUUCUUCGACGCAUCAAAGGAGUACUACAGCAAACAAAAAAAUUACAAACAUUUAUGUCACCGUCAAAUGCAGGUCAACAGCAAAUUGAACUAGUCAAAGCUUCGCAAUGCUUGAGUGAACUAGAUCAUUUUACUGUUGACACUGAUUUUACGGGUAUUGAUAUCGUGGAAAAAGAUCUUCAAUUUGUGUUUAAAGCUCGUCAUGAUAUUCAAACGCAAGCACAAGAUGUUCUAGAAAAUGGUCUAAAUCAUUUGAAUCCGGCACAAAUCGGUACAGCAUUACAAGUGUUUUUUAAUUUGGGUACACUUCACGAUCGUAUUCAAUCGAUUGAGCAACGGCAAUUACAAAAUUUUCAAGCACAAAUUUCUGAAUAUCUUGAUUUAAAACAAUUAUCACGGAGUAAAGAUCCAUCGAAUCCAGGUCGAACAACAAUGCCAAAUAUUGGAAAUACAUCACAAUUUCGUGCAUUACUAUGGACAAAUAUUGAUAAAAUACUUGAGUUACUUUAUGUUACUAUCGCACAAUUGUACAAUCUUUCAAGAGUUCUAGCUAAGAAGAAAGAUCCAAUUACACAUACAACUUUUAUUGACGAAUUGACUAAACAAGGCCAUUCAAGUGAUCUCGUUGGGCAAUUUUGGGUAGGUGCUAUGAAAUCAUUGAGAAAACAAAUGAAAAUAUCCAUGUCAGAUUCAUAUCAUCUUCGACAAGCAUUGGAAGGCGAAUAUCCGAGAUUAUUAAGACUACAAAAUGAUUUAAUUGCUCGUUUAAAUCAAUUGCAACCAGGUUUCAGUGAGAUUGAAAUGGAUCUUAUAGAUAAGGACCCACUUGAUUCAGAACAAUCUCAAGAAAAACAAAAAGCAAAUUUACAAUUAAAUGAAUGUUUUGAGAUAUUCGAAAAAUCUUAUUUAUCGAUACUAUCAUCACGCUUAUCGGAUCCAAUUAAUCUUGUGUUUAGUAGCAGUAGUACAACAAAAUUAUUGCCAACACAGCAAGAAUUAGAAAGUUUUGUUAAACUUAUUGUCAAUGAAUUAACAGUAUCAAUUGUUAGCGAAGCAUUAGUAAAUAAAGUGGCACGUAAUAUAGGCAAAGCAAUUCAAUUAUUUGCAGCGAAAUGUGAACAAUCGAUUUGUACGGACAGCGAAGGAAGUCAAGUUGUAUCAGCUCCGACAGCAGCGCAAUUACGUAAUAUAUCAGCAAUUAAUAUUCUUUAUAAUUUCUGUUCGAUGAUAAAUAAGAUGCUUGCUGAACAACAAAAUCUUCCUUUAACUGCAACAACACGUAUCGCUGAUGCUUUACAAUGUGUUCAUUCUUUAAUGAAUACAGCAAUUCAUCCAUUCCUUAAUUCUGUCGCUGAUUGUAUCGAGGCUAUACUUGCAACGAUGCAUACUGAAGAUUUUUCACAACCAACUGGAACUCAAUCGGACUCUCAAAGUUCAUUAUAUAUGAAAGAAUUACAAGAAUUUAUAAUCCGCAUUCAAAAAGAUUAUUUCACUGAAUUUCAAUGUAAAGAUUUUAUGUAUGAAAAUCUUGCGCCGAUUGCAUGCCGAGCCAUUGAAUUGUUUAUGGAACAUAUUAGUUUGGUUCGACCAUUGGGUGAAGGCGGAAUAUUACGUUUAGUUGUUGAUUUUGCGCAAAUCGAAUUUGCCCUAUCACCAUUCUGUCGUCGUCUAACAGAUUUAGGGAAACAUUAUAAAAUUCUAAAAGCAUUUCGAUCAUUGUUAAUUUUAACUACAGAAGAAUUUCAAAAUAAUUCCGUCAUUGGCGAUGUUGUUCCCUAUGACAUUGUUCUUCAUCAUUUAUUUUCAAGAGCACCUAUUGAAAUGCGUUCACCACAUCAAGCAAUGAAUUGGUCCAUUAAUCGAUAUAUUCAAUGGCUUGAUGAACAUCCCAAUAUGAGUGAUCGAUUAGCAAUGAUCAAGGGAACAUUAGAAACGUAUGUUCAAACAGUUCGUAAUCGACAACAAAAAGAAUUCGCUCCUAUUUAUGUCAUUAUUCUUAAUAUACUUGAUAAAGGCUUAGCAUCUACUGCUUAG
Messenger RNA from Rotaria socialis, 2394 nucleotides. The record is from the annotation of a GenBank genome assembly. Lineage: Eukaryota; Metazoa; Rotifera; Eurotatoria; Philodinida; Philodinidae.